AUGCGAUGCCUAAAGGCCAAUCGACUCUGCGAGGGAUACGACGACCAAGGCGCUCUGGUAGCGCCGCCCAAGAAAUCUCGGGGCCUGGCGCGGCUCGCCCCUCGUCCGGGGGCGGGAAGCGCCCCUCAAGAUGCCGACGUUCGCAUCCUGAUUAGCCCAGACCCGGAAGCGGCCCUGUUCACCGAUCAGAGGCAAUGGGACGCGUUCCAGCUCUUCGUCCUCAACCACGAGCAGGGCGACACCAUUUUGAGGGACGGCUUGGGGGUCAUGAUGCUGCAGUGCUCCUACUCGGAGACGUCCCUCCGCGAGGUCUGCAGCGGCAUCGGGGCCCUGCUCAGGGCACUCGGCCACCACAUCUUCGACGAGGAGCCGAUGAACGCCGACUUCAGCCAGGCCCUGGUGCACUACAGCCGGGCCGCCAAAGCCGUCGUCAGCGCCGGCACGGCGGCCGACAACCUGCCGAGCGUCAUCCUGACGUCGUUCCUGUUCAUCACCUUUGACAUGAUCGCCGGCAACAUCGCGUCCGCCCUCAAGCACCACAACCACGCCGUCGCCAUGAUGGAGCAGCACAUCGACGUCCGAGUCGAGCGCGAGAGGGUGCCGCUCGAAAGGCUCCGCUUCUCCCGGCUCGAGACGAGCAUGUACGAGUGGCUGCUGCGGCACGACACCCACCCCUGGGCCAUCGGCUUCGACGGCUGCGACGGCCCGGACUACCUGCGCAUCAUCGCCCCGGCGCGGAGGUUCCCGCACUGCCGCCAUAGGCACACGAUGCGGGACAUCCCCGAGGCCUUCGACACCAUCGCCCAGGCCAUGUCCUGGUGGUACGUCGCCCAGCACUCCAUGCUGCACUGCCUGCACGAGAUCAAGAUCAAGACCAAGACCAAGGCCAAGGCCAUGGAGGAUGAAGACGAGGAGGACGAGAGCGGCGCGGCGUCGUCCCUCUGGGGAGAAUGCGUCGCGAUCCUGCAGUCCUGGCGCGCGAGCUUCGCUCCUCUACUGCAGGCCGCCAGACGGAACUGCGACCGCAGCUACCGCCGCUGGUUCAAGGCCAUGACGCUCGAGACGCUCUACGUCGAGACGCUCUCGGCCGUCCACGAGCGGUGGCCCGGGAACAGGAGCACCGACGUCCCCGUCCCCCCCGCUGCCGUUGCCGCGUCGCCGCUGCACCUGGAGAUGAUCCGGCACGCCGUGCGGCUGGCCGAGGCGCGCGGGCCGUUCGACGGGGUGAAGACGCUGGUGGAGGAGAACGACCUCGUCAGGCCGCUGGCGUGCGUGCAGUUCAAGACGCGGGACCCGGUCGUCGUGCGAGAGCUGACGGGCGCGCUGCGGCGGCUCGGCGGCGGCUCGGGCAUCGCCGAGAGCUUGCUAUACAUGCGCGAGUUCCGGGGGCAGGGCCGGCCGCUGAAGGGGCUGGAGAGGGGCUGGGGCCUCGCCAUGACCUCGGCGGGGAUGACCAUGGGCGCCGAGUUGCUCGAUUACCUGGACUGA
This is a messenger RNA of Colletotrichum graminicola M1.001, 1488 nucleotides long. RefSeq lists its product as uncharacterized. The transcript has a single exon. The coding region runs from base 1 to 1488 and encodes 495 amino acids. Lineage: Eukaryota; Fungi; Ascomycota; Sordariomycetes; Glomerellales; Glomerellaceae. The record is from RefSeq and is a predicted model, not a curated record.